CGUAGGUACCUUUCAUUUCACCAAAGCAUUAGAUAUCCAUAAGCAAUUACUCAUCAUCAUCUCUCUCUCUCUCUUAUUAUUAUCUAAGUAACACUGUCGACUGUUUCUAUAAUUAGAAACUUCAAGCUCUGAUCUCACAAAAGCUUACAUACUCAUAAUGAAGCAAGUGGUGUUGAAAUUGGACUUUCAUGAUGAGAGGACCAGGAAGAAGAUUAUGAAGACAGUUUCUGGCCAUUCAGGCGUUGAUUCAAUUUCCAUGGAUUCCAAGGACAUGAAAUUGACAGUAACAGGGGACAUAGAUCCAGUAACUUUGGUAAGCAAGUUGAGGAAGCUUUGUAAUGCUGAUAUCCUCUCAGUAGGACCACCCAAAGCACCAGAGAAGAAGAAAGAAGAACCGAAGAAAGAAGAGCCUAAAAAAGAAGACCCAAAGAAAGAUAAAGAUGAUUUGGCUGAGCUUCUAAAGAUAUACAGGGCUCAUAAUCCUCAAAUGGUUCCAGUUCCACAGUAUUAUGUCAGAAGUGUUGAGGAAGAUCCCAAUGCUUGUGUAAUCUGCUAAGCUUUUUAGAUUCUUUUUAAAAAAAAAAUUAUAAAAAAGAAGAAAAGAAAAAAAAAGAAGAGGUGUUUUCAUUUUUGGUACUUAAAAUUUGUUGUUUUUAGAAGAGUAUUGGUAAGUACAAUGUACAGUACUGAGUGUUGCAAGUUGUUCUUCAAUGAAUAUUAUUUUCAUGA
This is a messenger RNA of Humulus lupulus (European hop), 729 nucleotides long. RefSeq names its product heavy metal-associated isoprenylated plant protein 39-like. Gene Ontology annotation, molecular function: metal ion binding. The record is from RefSeq and is a predicted model, not a curated record. The transcript has 3 exons. Bases 158 to 556 code for a protein of 132 amino acids. NCBI's taxonomy places the organism in Eukaryota, Viridiplantae, Streptophyta, Magnoliopsida, Rosales, Cannabaceae.